GUGGGUUUUCGGGUAUGGGUACCCGAGCCCGAAUGCAAAUGGGGCUUUUGGCCAUAAACCCUAAACCCUCACAAGAAAAAGACAAAAAAGCAUUUCUUCCUCUUGCUAAAUAACGAUUGAGAAAGUGCAGAGUUUUCCCACAGCAAACGAUUCGAAUUCAAAUGGCGGCGCUGGAGUACGGAGAGGCGGACUUUGCGGCGGUGGAAGCAGGUAGUCAAGAAGGCAGCAUUGAUGUGGAGGAGGAGGAAGAAGGAGAAGAGGAUCAGAAUUGGGAGGACUGGAAUGCAGAAGAUGAUGAAGAAGAAAGUGAAAAUUCUUGUAGAAUGCUUUGCUUGUUCUGUGAUUCUUUCUACCCGUCUUCCAAUAUGCUCUUCGAGCAUUCUGCUGCCACUCAUCAUUUUGAUUUUCAUGCUAUUAAGAAAAGCCUCGGGUUGGACUUCUAUGGUUGUUUUAAGCUCAUCAAUUACAUAAGAACCCAGGUAUUGCAAAACAGAUGUUGGUGCUGUGGAAUUAAUUGUCAAUCUAAGAGAGACUUGCAACUCCAUUUACAUGAAGCCGAUAGUUUCAAUGGUACUAAAUGGCCCUGGGAUAUUGAUCAAUAUCUUAGACCUUCAAUGGAAGAUGAUCCACUAUUAUAUAAUUUUGGCGAGGAUGAUGAAUUUGAUGAUGAGGAUGCAUCUGCAUAUGAAGAAGAAUUAAGGAAAGAAAUUAGCAGCUUCGAAAGAGUUCCCCUUAGUAACAAGCUGGGUAUGGACCAACUUCUAUCGCCACAGAAAACUACUCUACAGAAUGGAGAUGGGGUUGAUUCUCUUGUAGGUGAUCUGGAAACUGCAGAUUCUUCGGAAAAGCUUGUUGGGGUCAGUUCAAUUCAUCUUGGAGAAGGUUCUUCAUCUUGUAAAAAGCAGAAGGAUCAAUUAAGUCUUUCUUCUGCUAAGAUUGCAGCAAAUGAAAUCAAGAGUAUAAAUAAGAGUUAUUUUGGUUCUUACAGCUCGUUCGGCAUCCACAGAGAUAUGAUCAGUGAUAAGGUGAGAACUGAUGCAUACAGACAAGCGAUUCUGGAAAAUCCCUCUUUAUUGAGAGGUUCCACAGUUAUGGAUGUUGGUUGUGGGACAGGCAUACUGAGUCUGUUUGCAUCCCAAGCUGGUGCAUCAAGGGUUAUUGCAGUUGAAGCCAGUAACAAAAUGGCUUCGAUAGCCACUCAGAUUGCAAAGGAUAAUGGCCUCCUAAGGAGUGGAGGCACAGAUGGGGAUAAGAAUCACCACAGUGGAACAAUAGAGGUUAUUCAGAGUAUGAUUGAAGAUCUAGACAGUGCGAAAUAUAUUGAACCCCACAGUGUGGAUGUAAUAGUGAGUGAAUGGAUGGGUUAUUGUCUGCUCUAUGAGUCAAUGCUAAGCUCCGUUCUUUUUGCAAGGGAUAAAUGGUUGAAGCCUGGUGGGGCCAUUCUUCCAGAUAGUGCCACCAUGUUUGUUGCUGGAUUUGGAAAGGGUGGCACCUGUCUUCCAUUUUGGGAAAAUGUGUAUGGUUUCAAUAUGUCUUGUAUUGGAAAGGAAGUUGUUGAAGAAGUGGCUCAGCUUCCAGUGGUUGAUACAAUUGACAGUCGUGAUAUUGUUACAAACACCCAAGUUCUUCAGACGUUUGAUCUGGUGACAAUGAAGUAUGAGGAUAUGGAUUUUACAGCAACAGUAGAAUUGGCUCCAAGGACGGACAGUCCCCUUACCUGCUCUAAAGACUUGAAACCAAGAUCAGUUCCAUGUCAUGGACUUGUAUUGUGGUUUGACACUGGAUUUACUCAGAGGUUCUGUAAGGAAAUGCCAACCAAUAUGUCGACAUCCCCUUACACCACUAAAACUCACUGGUCCCAGACAGUACUGACAUUUAAAGAACCAAUUAUGAUGGCACUGGGAGAGCAGGUUGAUGACAAAAAUGGGGAAGUUGGUUCUGAUGCAUGUCCAGCUUUGAGAAUACAGUCUCGUAUCAGCAUUGUCCGUGGGCUAGAGCAUCGCACCAUUGAUAUUUCCAUGGAGAUUUUUGCAAUUGGACCUGAUGGCAGAAAACGCAACUUCCCUAUACAAAUGUUUAACCUACAAUAAGCUUGUUUGGAUAAUCGCCGGUGAUCCAUCCAGUUGAUACCCCCAUGAUAUGAGUUUGGUUGUAUGGCUCGCUUGAGAUUUUGUUCUCUCCGGUACGAAGGAAAGAGGUGCUCAUUGACCAUCAAAUAGUUUCUUUGCACCAGUGAUUGAAGAAAAAAACUAGUAAUAUGAAUAUUAAGAAUUACUCUGAGCCUCUAAGCGGGGUUUUAAAGAAAAAUGACAGCCUGAGCAUGAAGGCAAUUUGUAGCACUUGUUUUUUUGUUUAAUGGUAAAAUUUUGAUUCAAAUUUAUCAGGUUAGAAUAUUCAUUUCUUAGUGUGGAGUUGAAAACUGGUUCAAUAAAAUGUUGAAAAUUUACUUGACUAGUUCAUUUCUAACCUGAUAAAAUGUUGAAAAUUUACUUGAUUGGU
Oldenlandia corymbosa var. corymbosa is the source of this 2499-nucleotide messenger RNA. The record is from the annotation of a GenBank genome assembly. Lineage: Eukaryota; Viridiplantae; Streptophyta; Magnoliopsida; Gentianales; Rubiaceae.